AUGCAAACUCAGAAUAUGUCAUUUUCCUGUGCAAAGAACUUCUUUCAGAGGUUCUGGUUAGAUGAAAUCAAUAUGGGAAGUUUUUCUCAUAGCAACUUCCUGUCUAGUGAUCUUCUGCCAUCUCUUGGAGCUCAAAUGGUGCAGGAAAUCAGACUCCGAAGAUACAUAAUCUCCCCUUUCGAUCCGAGAUAUAGGGCUUGGGAGAUGAUACUGGUAGUUCUAGUCAUUUACUCAGCCUGGAUAUGCCCCUUUGAGUUUGCCUUCCUGCCUUCAAAGCAAGAUGCACUGUUCAUUAUUGACAACGUUGUUGAUGGUUUCUUUGCCAUCGACAUCAUGCUCACAUUCUUUGUUGCAUAUUUAGAUAGUCAGUCUCACCUUCUUGUUGAUGAUCACUGGAAAAUUGCAAUCAGGUACAUAUCUACCUGGUUUAUUUUUGAUGUCUGCUCAACAGCACCAUUUCAGAUCAUCAGCCUUUUCUUCACAAACCAUAGCAGUGAGCUUGGCGUUGACCUGCUUAACAUGCUUCGGUUAUGGCGUCUGAGACGAGUUAGCUCUCUGUUUGCAAGAAUUGAGAAAGACAUCCGCUUUAACUAUUUCUGGACCAGGUGCAUAAAACUCAUUGCUGUAACAAUGUUUGCCAUACACUGUGCUGGAUGCUCUUGCUAUCUAAUUGCAGAGAAGUAUCCUGAUUCCAAAAGGACCUGGAUUGGUGCAACGCACCCAAAUUUCAAAGAAGAAAGUCUUUGGGACAGAUAUGUGACUGCAAUAUACUGGUCCAUUGUAACACUUACCACUACUGGCUAUGGGGAUUUACAUGCUCAAAACCCUGGGGAGAUGCUGUUUGAUACUGUGUUCAUGCUUUUCAAUUUGGGAUUAACAUCAUACAUCAUUGGAAACAUGACAAACCUUGUGGUUCACUGGACCAGCCACACCAAAACUUUUAGAGAUACGAUUAGAGCAGCAUCAGAGUUUGCAUCAAGGAAUCAUCUGCCGCAUCACCUACAAGAUCAAAUGUUGUCACAUUUAUGUCUGAGGUUUAAAACAGAAGGAUUGAAGCAACAAGAAACAUUAAAUGGUCUGCCCAGGGCAAUUCGUUCAAGCAUUGCAAAUCAUCUCUUCUUUCCUGUUCUGAAGGAGGUCUACCUAUUCCAUGGAGUUUCAUAUGACUUCCUCUUCCAACUGGCCUCAGAAAUGGAAGCUGAGUAUUUUCCACCCAAGGAAGAUGUGAUACUGCAAAAUGAGGUUCCUACAGAUCUUUACGUGUUAGUUUCAGGUGCAGCGGAUCUUGUUCGCCACAUGGAUGGGCAUGAUCAAGUUGUUGGGAAGGCAGUUUUAGGAGAAACAUUUGGAGAGAUUGGGAUAUUAACCUACAGGCCACAACCAUUCUCUAUUCGGACUGCAGAGCUUUCUCAAGUUUUACGACUCAAAAAAACUUCGUUAAUGAAGGCUGUUCAAGCUUAUCCAGAAGAUUCAAAAAUCAUAAUGGAUAACCUUGUCAUGAGAUUAAAGGGACAAGAAGGCUUGGGUUUUGAGUAUCCAAAUGCAGAGCCUGGAUUGGUCCUUCAUGAAAAAGUAGAUGGAGUAAAAGCAAGAGAAAGCGUCUCUCAUGCACGCACAAACAGUUCAUACCAGGAUUCAUUAGUCCAAGAACGAAGGUAUAGAAACUUCACAGACUCAGAGCUUACAUUGCAUGAGGUGACAAGCGAAUAUGGAGAAAGGAAUAUUCAUGCUGCUACAGUCAAAGGGCAUCCAGAGAUGGUUGACGUAGUGCUCGAAAGAGAUGCAAACGCCAAGCCCCUGAAUUUCGCAAGUCGGAAAUCAAAAACUCAGGUAGAACAGCAAAAUCAAAAGAGCACUUCUAACCUCUUCAUGAAUUGUGGAGAUAGGGAGAGAUCCGAUGAAUAUAGAAUAAUAGACUUUGAGGAGCCGGAUAUGUUAAGCCAUGUUAGGAACGACACAGCCAGAAACAGAAAACAUGAUGAUCCCAGAUCAUUUAACUGCCCAUUAGAGAGUGCAUACAAAACUUCUUAUUCGAGUAAUCUUAAUUGUCCAAGCGAUAGAGAAGUAGCUAGAUUCAACAAGAAGAGAGUCACAAUUCACUUAAUAGGCCAGUGCAGCGGCACUUCACGCGGACAGCAUGGGAAGUUGAUUAUUCUGCCUGAUUCAAUAGAAGAGCUGCUCAAGAUUGCUGAAGAAAAGUUUGCAGGAUCAAAACCUACAAGAGUUAUUAAUACAGAGAAAGCAGAGAUAGAUGACAUAAGAGUCAUUCGAGAUGGCGAUCACCUCCUUUUCCUUUGCAGCAAUAGUGAAAAUUUGCAGUCACUAUGUUAACUAUCGAAGGUCAAAACGUAAAUUGAAGAUGGCAUGUAAUUUACAGUAAGGCAACGAUAUAAUCAAAUAUUGACAACAAUAUUGUCCAGCCAGGAAAUCAUUGGAAAA
This is a messenger RNA of Prosopis cineraria, 2439 nucleotides long. RefSeq names its product potassium channel KAT1-like. The coding region runs from base 1 to 2331 and encodes 776 amino acids. Gene Ontology annotation, biological process: potassium ion transport; transmembrane transport. Gene Ontology annotation, cellular component: membrane. The transcript has 11 exons. Gene Ontology annotation, molecular function: voltage-gated potassium channel activity. The record is from RefSeq and is a predicted model, not a curated record. Lineage: Eukaryota; Viridiplantae; Streptophyta; Magnoliopsida; Fabales; Fabaceae.